GAGAAGAAUAAUUCGUUUUGUCAAAUGGUGUUCUAAAGUCAUUGAACCAACCUAUGUGGACUUUUGGCGUAAAAGAGAAUUAUUUUAAGCUUUGGAUAUAACUGUGGCAACCGUUUUAAAAAGACCCUGGAGUCGAUCCACGUGGAAUCGUCACCACCGGCAUGGUCAGAUAGAGAGUUGACUGAAUUUGUGUGUAACUUCUGCUUACUUCCAGCCUCAGCCCAUCCUGAGGGAGACUCGGAGUUCUUGAUUUGUUUCGACUGUGGCGCCAGAGCUUCCACAAAAUGUAUGGACUACAGCCCUCAACUGGCAGAAAAAGCCAGGUUGUAUCCAUGGCAAUGCAUGUACUGUAAGACAUGUUGUCUGUGCAACGACUCUGACGAUUGGGACACGAUGUUAAUCUGUGAUGCUUGUGACAAAGGAUACCACAUGAAAUGUCACGUGCCUAUAGUUACAGAGGAACCAACAGGGACAUGGGUAUGUCAACGAUGCAUGGAUGAAAAACAAACAGGAGGAACUAAUGAAAUCAAGGAUAAGAAUUCUCUGGUUAAAAGCAAUCAACUAGAAGAACUGGCAGGAGUUAAUACUUCACUAGACCUUCCCUUACCUUGUGAUUCACCAGUUCCAGAUGGUUAUUGUAUUUAUUCGAAUACAUUUGAUACUUUAAAUCGAAACCAUUUCGAGACGUACCCAGAGGUGGUUCCAGAUGCUAAAGAUUGGACCAUUGAUGACGUAGAAAACUUUUUCACGCACAUUGGCUUUCCAGAACAAGCCCCUGCGUUCAGAGAACAGGAAAUUGAUGGAAAAUCCUUGCUACUAAUGAAAAGAAGUGAUGUAUUAAUGGGAUUGUCAAUCAAACUUGGCCCAGCACUGAAAAUCUACAAUCAUGUGAAGCGUCUUCAGACUGGACUCACAAAUGGACAUCUGCUCUAGCAUUUUUGUCUUCGUUAAUCAUAUAAAGAUCAUAUCAUCCCAUAUCCCUGUUAUCCAAGUUCUAAAUUACCUGUACAGUGUUCGAGCAAAUAUCUGUUGCAAGUCACUUUUGUUAAAUGUCCAAAAAUACUGAAUUUAUUGUCAAUCAUAAGUUUUGCCAUUUGUUAAGGAUGUAACCCCUGUAAUUUUAGUAAUAAUUGGGACUUUUUUAAGUACAAAAACAUGCUUACAAAAUUUAAUGUUCUCCCAAAACACCUGGAUGUUGAUAAAGUAUUUCCCCAAAAAGUAGCCUAGAUCUAAAAAAAAAAGUUUAAGUUAAGAAAUAAAGGCUUCAUAAAAUGCUGUUUUAGUUUUUAGAUCCUUCUAAAGAAACAGUUAAUCGUAAGCAUGUGUAAUCCAUUUGUGAGUAGGGAAAAGCAUUAGGUCUUUCUUUCUGUCAGAGUUGUCAAUUAAUCCUUAGAUAUGGCUUUAUUUUAAAAAGUUAAGCAUUUCUGUGUUAUUUGAUAUUUAUUACUUCUCAAAUUACGCAGGUGUUUCGUUCUUAUCCUAAGUCGUAAAACAGUAUUGAGUGUUUGUAUAUUUGAAUUGUGUAAACUUGCUGGUGAGUUAAAAUGAAAGAAAUAUUUUUGUUUCUAAAUGGUUACCGGUAAGUAUAAAAAAAAAGUAUGGCUUCUAAAUAAUAUAUAUAGAUAUAUAUAAAUAUUUAUUUUAGUAAAAUUAAAAUUUUGGAGUUAUAUUAAAUGAAGAGUAAGCUUGGUUUACUUUUCAAAGUAUUAAAAAUAUAUAUCAUGAGCUUAUGUUUCUGUAAGAAAUGUGUUAAAUAUGAAAUUAUCUGUAAUUCAUCAUUUUGUAUUUACUUUGAAACAGUAUUCUUCAUUAAUGCCUACUUGAAGUAAAUUAGCUGUAUGAAAAUAAAAGUAUUUGAAGCGUGA
This is a messenger RNA of Limulus polyphemus (Atlantic horseshoe crab), 1865 nucleotides long. RefSeq names its product atherin-like. The record is from RefSeq and is a predicted model, not a curated record. The transcript has 8 exons. NCBI's taxonomy places the organism in Eukaryota, Metazoa, Arthropoda, Merostomata, Xiphosura, Limulidae. Gene Ontology annotation, molecular function: protein binding. The coding region runs from base 289 to 933 and encodes 214 amino acids.